AUGGCAUCGAAGGAACCUCAAGAUGACUCAUUCGUCACCUACGACUUGAAGGUGGAGGUCAUCUGCCCUCCAGGCAAGAAGAUUCUCUGCAAUGCCAAGAACGGCGACUACUUCAUUCUCAAAGACGAGAUGCUGUACUUGCCUCCCGACCAAGGCAUGAGCAUCUACAAUAUCUCUGCCGCUCUGCCCCUGCUGCAAGCCAAGCAAAGAAAGACCCACCCUAACGACUGGAUGUCCACCGAUGACAUGGUCGCCUGCCCUGAUCCGUACUGUCCGUCGCGGUUGAAGAUCACGCGUUGUGGUGAAUCUGUUUGGAGACAUUCAGAUGUCUCGGGCUUCCCUCCCAUGCAGCAGCAGGAGAAGAAAUGA
This is a messenger RNA of Thyridium curvatum, 369 nucleotides long. RefSeq lists its product as uncharacterized. Lineage: Eukaryota; Fungi; Ascomycota; Sordariomycetes; Thyridiales; Thyridiaceae. The record is from RefSeq and is a predicted model, not a curated record. The transcript is spliced from 2 exons. Bases 1 to 369 code for a protein of 122 amino acids.